Molecule: messenger RNA, 428 nt
Organism: Stomoxys calcitrans (stable fly)
Lineage: Eukaryota; Metazoa; Arthropoda; Insecta; Diptera; Muscidae
Exons: 2
Coding region: 60-428 (122 amino acids)
Source: RefSeq, a predicted model, not a curated record
UGCAACACCAAUUUGCGUUACAUAGCCAACACAAUCAACAAAUCUAUAGAGACAGUUCCAUGUAUCGCAACAAAAGACAACCAGCCCACAAAACUCAUGGGGACAAUUUGGUUUUGGGACCCCGACGACGAAGACGUGAUCUUGCCCCACAUGUGGGUAAAGCUAAUGUCGAUGAAAAUGCUGCAGCUGCUGGUUUAGAUGGUCUAGAUGAAGAUGAUUCCUAUGAAGUUCCUAUAAUGCCCUCAAAGCCACAAGGUCCCACAAAGAAUGACGAAGAUAAUGCCAUUUUAGAGGAUAGAUUAGAUGAGCAUAAACUAUUACCUCCAGUUGCUCAAAACAAACCUGGGGAGGAGAGUAAAUCUCAGCCUAAAGUGGAGGAGACAAUUCCACAAGAAAAACAACAAAUAAAUUCUGUGCCAACUCCCUAA